AUGCGACGCCCCACAACAUUAUCUAUGAUGUAUCCCAAAUUAGUACGUGAAUCUUCCCUUAUUUCCACUCUAGCCAAUCACGAUUACAACCGGCAUUUGAACUCUAACUUUUAUGCACCUUACAUUUGUUUUUUUUUUUGUUAUUUUUUUUUUUUGCUCUUUCCCGUUAUGCAGAUAUCCGGCAUACCACUAACUUGUGUGGGUGACUUACGAGAAAUGGUGUUAAAUUGCUUAGUUUUUUUGACCUAUUCCAAUAAAGGGUCAUGUUAUCAACUUAGCUAUCCGUACACUCAUUUGAAUCGUAUUGAAAGCAGGAGUCUAAAUAAAUUUCAUACUCUAUCACCCCCUUCUUUCUUUGACCGGAAAUUGUCCUCUAUUGUCCCUAUUUCAAAUUCAAAAAUCCAAAGCCCUUUCUUGUCAUACGCAUGCACCUAG
Molecule: messenger RNA, 435 nt
Organism: Dujonia railenensis
Lineage: Eukaryota; Fungi; Ascomycota; Pichiomycetes; Serinales; Debaryomycetaceae
Source: the annotation of a GenBank genome assembly